UCUAAAAAAUUUACAAUUACAUGCAUGUUUACUUACCAAAUCUGCCGCUAUUAAUAUUGUACAACUAUUUGCUCAUUUUAUUCUAAUCAACUAUUUCUUCUCCCUGGCAAUCUCUCUGAAAUAAAAAAUAAAAAAAAUCUUGUUGUAAUGAUCCAAUGCAAACAAAUCUGUUCACACUUCCAUCUCUCCACUCACUUCAAAUCAUUGUUUGCAGUUUCUAGAAUCUUCCGCACUCUCUGGCAGUCCUCAACUCCAUCUACACCUUCAGAGGAUAACAACAUAUGGGACCCCUCACAUUAUAUCAUACAAGACAGAAACCUCCUACGUCCAAGUCUCAAACUCAACUCCAUAACCGGUCUUCAUGUUCUAGACCUCAUCGAUAGCGGUUCACUCGAACCGGACCGAACCAUUUACAAUAAGUUGUUAAAGAGAUGCACACAGUUAGGGAAGCUCAAAGAAGGAAAAUUAGUGCAUACCCAUAUCCUAAAUUCCAAGCUUAAGAAUGAUUUAUUCAUUCAAAAUUCAAUUUUGUUUAUGUAUGCCAAAUGUGGUUGUUUGGAACUUGCCCGCCAAGUGUUCGACGAAAUGGGUUUGAAAGAUGUGGUGACUUGGACUUCCAUGAUCACUGGGUAUUCGCAGAAUGAGUGUGCUAGUAGCGCGCUCGUUCUGUUUCCUGAGAUGAUCCGUGAUGGAUCGAGACCGAAUGAGUUCACGUUGUCGAGUUUGGUGAAGUGUAGUGGGUUUUUAGGGAGUUGUGUUGAUGGGAAACAAAUUCAUGGUUGUUGUUGGAAGUAUGGAUUUCAAACGAAUGUGUAUGUCGGGAGUUCGCUUGUGGAUAUGUAUGCAAGGUGUGGAUAUUUGAGGGAAGCGCAAUUGGUUUUCAAUGAGCUUGAGAGUAAGAAUGAAGUUUCUUGGAAUGCUUUGAUAUCUGGUUAUGCAAGGAAAGGUCAAGGUGAGGAAGCUUUGGCUUUGUUUGUGACGAUGCAAAGGGAAGAUUAUGGAGCAACUGAUUUUACUUAUUCGGCUCUUUUGUGUUCUUCAUCGAGCACAGGGUCUUUGGAGCAAGGUAAAUGGCUUCAUGCGCAUAUGAUGAAGUCAGGAAGGAAGUUAGUUGGUUACGUGGGGAACACUCUUCUUCACAUGUACGCAAAGUCGGGGAACAUUUGGGAUGCAAAGAAGGUUUUCGAUCGGUUAGUUAAGGUUGAUGUUGUUUCUUGCAAUUCCAUGUUGAUAGGGUAUGCUCAACAUGGGUUUGGAAAGGAAGCCGUGGACCUUUUUGAAGAGAUGCUGUUGUGGGUCGGGAUCGAACCCAACGAUAUCACAUUUCUUUCUGUUCUUACUGCGUGCAGUCACGCUGGACUUUUGGAUGAAGGUAAACAUUAUUUUGAGUUGAUGAAGAAGUAUGGUAUUGAACCGAAAGUCUCACAUUACACAACGGUUGUUGAUCUGCUUGGUCGAGCCGGUCUUCUUGAUCAAGCCAGGAGUUUCAUUGAAGAAAUGCCUAUUGAACCGACAGCAACUAUCUGGGGAGCUUUGCUCGGCGCAUCUAGGAUGCAUAAAAAUAUGGAAAUAGGCGCUUACGCCGCCGAAAAGGUUUUAGAGCUUGACCCUUUUUAUUCAGGAACACAUACAUUGCUUUCCAAUAUUUAUGCCUCAGCUGGUAGGUGGAAGGAUGUUGCAAAAGUGAGAAAGAUGAUGAAGGAUAGUGGAUUGAAGAAGGAACCAGCUUGUAGUUGGGUUGAAAUCGAAAAUGCUGUCCAUGUGUUUGUUGCAAAUGACAUUGCUCAUCCACAGAAAGAUAAGGUUCAUGAAAUGUGGGAGAAGCUAAAUCAGAAAAUUAAAGAGAUAGGUUAUGUUCCUGAUACUAGUCAUGUGCUUCUCUAUGUAGAUCAACAAGAGAAAGAAUUGAAUUUGCAGUAUCAUAGUGAGAAGUUGGCUCUUGCAUUUGCACUGUUGAAUACAUCACAAGGAUCAACCAUACGAAUUAUGAAGAAUAUCAGGGUUUGUGGUGAUUGUCACUCAGCAAUAAAAUAUGUGUCUUUGGUUGUGAAGAGGGAAAUUAUAGUUAGAGAUACCAACAGGUUCCAUCAUUUUCGUGAUGGCCUGUGUUCUUGUAGGGACUAUUGGUAAUGCCAAUUAUUAUCUACUAAUUAGUUGAUUUUUGUAGAAUUCUCUUCUUUUUAUGUGAUCUUACAAUAUCCAUCUGGAUGAAAGUAAAUGUACCUUGAAGGUUUGUAUGUAAAUAUAAGUUUAGAGGUUUCAUGACUAAAACGAAAUUCUUGUAUUGUGAGUUUUGCACAUUAGUAUUGAGAAUUGAUUUGGUGGACCAAUUUUGAUA
Molecule: messenger RNA, 2338 nt
Organism: Cicer arietinum (chickpea)
Lineage: Eukaryota; Viridiplantae; Streptophyta; Magnoliopsida; Fabales; Fabaceae
Product: pentatricopeptide repeat-containing protein At3g24000, mitochondrial
Biological process (GO): RNA modification
Molecular function (GO): RNA binding; zinc ion binding; protein binding
Source: RefSeq, a predicted model, not a curated record